Messenger RNA from Symbiodinium natans, 2709 nucleotides. The record is from the annotation of a GenBank genome assembly. Lineage: Eukaryota; Dinophyceae; Suessiales; Symbiodiniaceae.
AUGGUGGCAAUGAGACAGAAGCAAAAUGAUGGCAAGUUCUUCCAAACUACAAAGCGCGGCGAAAUUCAGGAGCUCAAAGAAGAACUCCAUGCAAAUGACAAACAGAAGCAGAAAGAUGCCGUCAAAAAGGUCAUUGCCAACAUGACGGUUGGUAAGGAUGUGUCUGCCCUCUUUGCAGAUGUGGUGAACUGCAUCCAGACAGACAAUAUUGAGCUGAAGAAGCUCGUUUACUUGUAUGUCAUGAACUAUGCCAAGGCGCAGCCAGAACUUGCCAUUCUUGCCAUCAACACCUUCAGAAAGGAUGCUACAGAUCCAAAUCCUUUGAUCCGCUCUCUAGCUGUCCGGACGAUGGGCUGCAUUCGGCUCGACCAGGUCACGGAGUACUUGCUGGAGCCUUUGAGAAGAUGUUGCCAGGAUCAGGACCCUUAUGUCCGGAAGACCUCAGCGAUAUGUAUUCCGAAGGUGUACGACAUCAACCCGGAGCUCGUGGAAGACCAAGGCUUCGUGGACAUCCUGAAGGACCUCCUCGGAGACGGGAACCCGAUGGUCGUGGCCAAUGCGGUUGCAGGGCUCGCAGAGAUCUCCCAAACCUGCGGCAAGGACUUGCUAGAUCUAGACAAGGGCAACAUCCACAAGCUUCUAGCAGCCCUCAACGAAUGCAAUGAGUGGGGCCAGGUGUUCAUAUUGGACGCAAUCGCCACUUACGAACCGUCUGGACCCAACGACUCCGAGUCCAUCACGGAGCGCGUCACCGCAAGGCUCUCCCACGCGAAUCCCGCUGUGGUCAUCGCCGCCAUUAAGGUGAUCCUCAGAUGUAUGGAGCACAUAGAGAAUUCAGAGGUUUUGCGCCUGCUUGCCAAAAAGCUGAACCCUCCUCUGGUCACGCUGCUCUCCAGCGAAUCAGAGGUUCAGUAUGUGGCCCUGCGCAACAUCCGAUUGAUAGUGCAGAAGAGGCCUGGCAUUCUGGCCUCGGAUGUGAAGAUGUUCUUCUGCAAGUACAAUGAUCCCAUCUAUGUCAAGCUGGAGAAGGUUGACAUCAUGUGCAUGCUUGUCAGCGACAAGAACUUUGACCAGGUGCUUCUGGAGCUGAAAGAGUAUGCAUCCGGUGUGGAUGUUGAGUUUGUGCGGAAGUCCGUGCGAUCAAUUGGUAGAGUUGCCGUCAAGUUGGAGCGUGCCUGUGAGCGGGCCAUCAAUGUAUUGCUAGAGCUGAUCGAGACCAAGGUCAACUACGUCGUGCAGGAGGCAUGUGUGGUUGUCAAGGACAUCUUUCGAAAGUAUCCUUCUCGCUAUGAGCAGGUCUUGUCUGCCCUCUGCGAGUCCAUGGAGGUGCUGGACGAGCCAGAAGCCAAGGCUUCCAUGAUUUGGAUCCUUGGUGAGUAUGCUGGCAGGAUUGACAAUGCCGAUGAAUUGCUAGAGUCUUUCCUGGACACGUUCCAUGAUGAGCCGCUCAUGGUCCAGGUCCAGCUCUUGACUUCGAUUGUGAAGCUUUUUCUGCAGAAGCCUUCGUCCACCCAAGACAUGGUGUCCAAGGUGCUGAAGUGCGCCACCGAGGAGUCCACCAACCAUGAUCUUCGGGAUAGAGGAUACGUCUACUGGCGAUUGCUGUCGACGAACCCCGAAGCCACAAAAAGAGUGGUCCUUGGCGACAAGCCAUCGAUUCGGGAUGACUCGCAGUCGCUUGACAAAAACUUGCUGGACAAGCUCAACAGCGAGCUUUCCUUGAUGAGCAGCGUUUAUCACAAGUAUCCUGAGGAGUUUGUGACUAGGCUGACUCUGGCAACCACCACGUCAGCAGAUGACAAAGCAGCACAGGACGACGACUUCGAUGAGGAGGACCGGCAAGCAAGGCGACGGGAGGUUCAGGAGGAGCUGGAACGAGGUCCAGAUUCCUCCAGGAAUGGAACCUCCGCAGGAGGUGGUGGGUUGGACCUGCUCGACCUCGGCGGUGUUGGUGACGACAGCCCUGGAACACGCAACGCGCCCGCUCAGACGCUGCAGAAGGUGGCAGUGCUGCCAUCAACGCAGCCAGGGCAGCAUGGCAAUCAGGGCUUCGCUGUUUCUGCAGCCUUCACAAGACAAAGGGGAACACCGACACUCCUCAUGACUUUCUCCAACAGCAGCCCUGGGACAUUGAAUGGCUUUGCCAUCCAGGUGAACAAAAAUCCGUUUGGCUUCGCUCCCAAAGAGCAGCUAGCAUGUCCAGACAUAAGUCCGGGAUCAUCUGCCGAGGUUUCUGUAGCCAUGGCUCCCGGCCAGCUAAACAGCAACACUCCACCAAGCCACCCCCUUUUACUCCAGGUCGCAAUCAAAACAUCACUUGACAUUUUCUACUUUCACGUCCAGUUCGAUCUCUCAGCGGUCUUGCUGGAGAACGCCGCCCUAAGCCGGGACGAGUUCACACCAGUAUGGCAACGGGUGGGUGAAGCAGGUCAGAAAGUUUAUUCGAUCAGUAUCGACAGACCCUUGGACGUGGAGUCGGUGAAAAGCCGACUUUCCCUCGAUAAUGUCCACUAUGUCGCACAGCGGCAGGUUGAUGAUGGCUCAGUGCUGCUGUACACCUCAGCACAGACACUGAACAAUUGUACGGUUCUCUCAGAAGUCACCGUCAGUCCUGGUAGCAACAGCAUCAAGGUGGCUACUCGAACGGAGACGCAAGUGUUGGUACCUCUGUAUGAGGCCAUGCUGAGCAAAAGAUUUGCUAGUGGCUAG